Molecule: messenger RNA, 345 nt
Organism: Coccomyxa subellipsoidea C-169
Lineage: Eukaryota; Viridiplantae; Chlorophyta; Trebouxiophyceae; Coccomyxaceae
Exons: 3
Cellular component (GO): mitochondrion
Molecular function (GO): flavin-dependent sulfhydryl oxidase activity; flavin adenine dinucleotide binding
Source: RefSeq, a predicted model, not a curated record
GUGACGAAAGAAGAUCUGGGACGUGCCACGUGGUUGCUACUCCACACAGUAGCUGCCCAAUAUCCUGCCAGGCCCUCUAAGCAGCAAAGGAAGGAUGUUGCAGCCCUGGUGCACACAUUGACGAGGAUUUAUCCAUGUGGAGAGUGCGCGAAUCACUUUCGAGAUAUUGUCAGGAGCAAAGCGCCAGCCACUAGCAGCGCAGAGGAGCUGCAGCAGUGGGCGUGCGAGGUGCACAAUCUCGUUAAUGCAAGUCUGGGAAAAGCGAGCUUCAACUGCAAGCUUGUGCAAGCUCGCUGGAAUGGAUUAGACUGCGGCACUGAUAUGGCAUGCGACAUGACAUCCAGG